UUUGUCAUUCGGGCAGCCAAUGAGAAACGCGCAUUGAGACACCGGAACAAGAAGAACAAAAACAGUGGCGGGAUUUUACUUUCGGGUUCUGAAGUUUAUAUCAAGUAAAUUUGACACUAAAUUAGUGGAAAUAUGUGCGAGAAAAUCAACAUUGUGACCCAGUGGCUCAGGAAGGUGUUCGGGCAGCAGCCGGUACCAGAGUUUGAGGUGAACACGCGCACAGUGGAGAUUCUGUAUCAGCUGGCGGAGAGCAGUGAGCUGAGAUGCAGAGAGGUUGAGCUGCUCAUCGAGGACCACGAGCAGAAAACAGAAGAGUACAGCAGUGAUGGAGCCCAUCUGCAGGAAGUGCUUCUCCAGGGAGUUGGACUUCAGCUUGGAGGACUUUCCAAACCCACGGUGGACCUGCUGUCGGUGCUGGAGGGCACCGCUGAAGUGCUUAAAAUCAAAGACACAUCACUUGGGAGCUACAUGCCAGCAAUCAAUAAACUGACCAAUGACGUGUUGGAGGCAGAGAAAACGGACCGGAAGUUGCAGCGGGAACUUUCUGCUGUUAGGAAGAAAAUGACUUCCUCAGUUGUUCUUCGGAAAAAACAUCAGGAUGAUUUGAUGAAGAUCACACAUAUACAGCAGGUGGAAGCAGCUACAGCGGAGGAGAGGCUUCUUAACAUGGACUUCAUGAAGAAUAAAUCCAGAGAUCUCACUUGCAGGAAUAAGAUUGCACAGGAAAAGCUGGACUCACGGCAGAUGGAAGAUUCUUUUACCCAUCAGGCCAUCCUGCAGUUAUCCGAGAAAAUUGCUGCGCUGAAAGAAGAAACACUACCUUUGAAGAAGAAACUAGAGCCGUAUAGUGAUUUGAGCCCUAGUCCAGCUCUUGCACGGGUGAAAAUCGAGGAAGCUAAACGAGAGCUGGCUGCCUUGGAUGCCCAGCUGGAGCAGAAAGUGGACUUCAUGAACACUUUAUGUAGAUAACUUUAAAUAUCUAAUAAAACAUUAAGUGUGUUAAUAAAUGUAAUUCAUAUGACUUCUAACUUGUGCAAUUUGUAAUAAACGCAAUUCCUCUCCAAAA
Molecule: messenger RNA, 1066 nt
Organism: Megalobrama amblycephala (Wuchang bream)
Lineage: Eukaryota; Metazoa; Chordata; Actinopteri; Cypriniformes; Xenocyprididae
Gene: haus1
Product: HAUS augmin-like complex, subunit 1
Exons: 9
Coding region: 133-969 (278 amino acids)
Biological process (GO): spindle assembly; centrosome cycle
Cellular component (GO): HAUS complex; cytosol
Source: RefSeq, a predicted model, not a curated record